Messenger RNA from Chaetomium strumarium, 2154 nucleotides. RefSeq lists its product as uncharacterized. Lineage: Eukaryota; Fungi; Ascomycota; Sordariomycetes; Sordariales; Chaetomiaceae. The transcript has a single exon. The record is from RefSeq and is a predicted model, not a curated record. Bases 238 to 2127 code for a protein of 629 amino acids.
GUGCAUGUGCAUAUCGCCGGGUUUGGCGUUGCGCCGCUUCUGAAAAGGUCGGCCUGUGCCCUGUGGGCACCUGGCACCAGCUCUCCUGCAUUUGAAUUUCAAGUCCCUAAAUAACCGAAACUCGAAUCUCCUGCAACGUGCCCCCCAACUGCAGUCGAAAGUCACACGAACCGACCAACAGACUCAUUGCCAAAAAUAAUCUCCAAGAGAGGUUGCAAGCGGACCGACAAAUCAACAAUGGCACGUGUGUCCGAUGGCGGCCAGACAUUGGCGAUGCCAUCGCCGUUACCGCCUCUGUUACGCCUGACCCCGCAAAUUCGACGGCGCAUCUACUUCUAUCUUGGGUUGGCGAGGUGGGACGGUCGCCCCUUCCGAUUCAACCUGCACGCCGGGCAGUUCAAACUGCCCCACGGCCUAUCAGCGCAUGAGUUGAGCUGGAGCUUCAUGACUGACCCGAACUCCUUCCACGGCCUUCUCCUUUCGUGCCGGACCAUCCACGCCGAGGCGACUGCUCUACUAUACUCGGCCAACCAGUUCAUCCUCUACUACUCCGCCCCACCGGCACAACCCCGUCAGCCGACCUCGCUCCGUCCGCUGCACACGCUGCAUGCUCUGUCCGCACCGACGCUCCUGUUCCUCUCGAAUCUCAAGAUCGUCCUCCACGAAGCCUCCUGCCACGCAUGGGCGGAACUGGACUGGCUCAAGACUUGCUGCCUCGAGGGUCUCGAGGACCAGGAACACGCCGGCUUGCGCCACUGUAAGCAGAGCCACGGAGGCCUACACCCGCCUCCCCUCCUGAGCCCAGCCUGCGCGGGCGAUGAUGACGAUAGGCUGGCGGCGGCCCACGCUCUCCUGAGGGAGUGGCGCUCCGCAGCCGCUCGCUUGUGCCAUGUUGCUCCCAAGCGCCUCGCCCUCUGCUUGGUUUGCGAUAUCGAUCCAGAACACCCACGGGCAAUAGACGUAGCAAACUCCGUCGUGGCACCUAUCCGUCUCCUUCCGCCGUUGAAGGAAUGCUCUAUCCGACUGGCCAAGACCCCGGAUCGUCGGCUCCAGCAGCUCGCCCAGGAUACUGUCAUAUAUGCGUGUAGGAUCCCCACGCCAUCUCCAAAGCCUCCGUCGAGUGCAACCACUACGCUGGCAAGCCUUCCGCGCGAGCUCCGCAUCCAGAUCCUUGAGUAUACCGAUCUGGUCACCCCGAGAAGGCAAGUGGCAUGGAGCAGGCAUGAGCGCGCGUACGUUAAAUACUUCUUCAAAUGUCCGCCCGACCCGGCCCCCUGGACCGAACACGAACCGGACGAACUCCAUGCGAGCCAGUUUUCUCGAUGCUGGGAGGACAUUCCCACAGGUAACGGCUGCUUUUGCCGUCGUCGCCACGCCGCCUUCUCGCUUGAUUGCAAGUGCUGGGCUCCACCCACCGCCCUGUUCCUCGUGUGCCGCACCCUCUACGAGGACGCGCAGUUCGUCUUCUUCUCGAGCAACCGCUUUACCGUCCACGACUUCAAGGCACGCCCGCCCGGCGAAGUGCCGGUACCUGAGCAACGCCGAGUGGACGAUGAACCAGUCCCUAGCCACCCCUACCCUUACGAGAGGCUUGCGGCCUCCGAAUUCUUGCGAGAUAUCGUCCCUACGCUUUCCCUCGCCCACCUUCGCUUCCUGGAGCUGGCCUUUCCUCCAUAUCCCCCUCCCAGUUGGCCGGCGACGCAACAUCCUGCGAUGCAAGACUGGUGGAAAACGAUCGACUGGCUCCGAAAUAAAAUCAAUCUAUCGGGGCUCACCAUACGAUUAUUGGUGUCAGACGUGGUCCUCAUCGGUCAACGGGACUACCGCCGUACCAUCACGGUUGAAGAAGGAGACAUGAUGAUGACGGCUUAUAUGGAUCUCAUGCGACCGCUGAAGCGGCUGGCCGAUGAUGGACUUGCCCGGUUCUACGCCCACUUCCCCUACCCUUGGGCGUUCACUGAGGAACUGAGGUACCGCCGCUUCACCGAGGGUGACCCUUUGGAGCCCGAGAGGCUGGCGCUCAAGAAACGUGCCGAGCAGUACGUGAUGGGCCACCGGUACGAACGCCUCUAUGCAAACGGAAGGGAGGAGCCAAGGCUCAGCGACUGGUAUGAACCCUACUACUGAGGAUUGACAGCGUACGUUAGACAAGCA